This is a messenger RNA of Trichoplusia ni (cabbage looper), 605 nucleotides long. It is a transcript of the gene SmD2, whose product is annotated as probable small nuclear ribonucleoprotein Sm D2. Gene Ontology annotation, biological process: spliceosomal snRNP assembly; RNA splicing. Gene Ontology annotation, cellular component: U5 snRNP; precatalytic spliceosome; U1 snRNP. The transcript is spliced from 3 exons. The coding region runs from base 111 to 470 and encodes 119 amino acids. Gene Ontology annotation, molecular function: RNA binding. The record is from RefSeq and is a predicted model, not a curated record. Lineage: Eukaryota; Metazoa; Arthropoda; Insecta; Lepidoptera; Noctuidae.
AAAAGUGCCAUAGCGUGUUUGUUGGUCGUCGAACUGUGAUUGUUUCGGAACAAUUGGAAUUGCAUAGUUUCAGCUCAAUUACAUCUAUAAGCGUUAACCCUCACCUUAAAAUGGCGACAACGUCGAAGCCCCGCUCAGAGAUGACUUUGGAGGAGUUAGCCAAAAUUGAGGAAGAAGAAUUCAGCACUGGGCCUCUUUCAGUCCUUACACAGUCAGUAAAAAACAACACACAAGUUUUGAUCAACUGUCGUAAUAACAAAAAGUUGUUGGGACGCGUCAAGGCAUUCGACCGGCACUGCAACAUGGUACUCGAAAAUGUCAAAGAAAUGUGGACCGAAGUACCAAGGCUAGGCAAAGGCAAGAAGGGUAAAGCGGUGAACAAGGAUAGAUUUAUCUCAAAAAUGUUCCUUCGUGGAGAUUCAGUGAUCUUAGUAUUAAGAAAUCCUCUUGCUACUGCUGCCGGUAAAUAAAACCAGCUGGUAUUUAAGAAAAUGAUGUCUGAGUGCAAGCGGAAGUGUUCUCCAAAAACCUUAGUCAAUAAGUAAUUAUUCAAUUCAUCUCUUUUGUAUAUUGAUGUAUUGAAUUAAAUAACAAGUAAGAUUUUC